CGUUCAAGCCACCGACAAAUGUCGCCCAGGCGAGGCGCAGCUGAAGCAAAAACGACACAAGCCGUGUUUGUUGUUUGUAUAUGUGUUUGUUUUACUCUCGUUUCGGAGCUUCGGUGUCGAAUGUCACAUUACUAGCAAACUGAGACAAGCUUACGUGUGUUGUUGUUUUUGACACCGACUUCUCACUGUAGGCUACUUUCGCUUUCACUUUAGCAAUAGGUUGACUUAAAGAUUCGACAGAUUCUUUGCAUAUUUUGGUCAAAAUUAUGGACAGAUUUUUUUCCACACUGUAUGUUUUGCUCCUGCAUGGCUCUCUUGGUGUUGAUACAGAUAUAGUGCCAGUGUCUGUGAUGGAGGGAGAUUCAGUCACUCUACACACUGAUGUUAAAGCAAACCAGCAAGACAGAAUUAGAUGGUAUUUAAAUGGCAUUCGUAUAGCUCAAAUCAAUGGAGAUCACAGUCAUACCUGUACAGAUGUUCAGUGUGAUGAAGGUACUGAGAGAUUCAGAGACAGACUGAAGCUGGAUCAUCAGACUGGAUCUCUCACCAUCAUGAACAUCAACACCACAGACUCUGGAGUCUAUACACUAGAGAUCCUCAGCAGCAGAGUCAGUGAAAAGACCUUCAUUGUUUCUGUUCGUGGUGUGUCUGCUGUAGAGACAAAUGAAGUGAAGAUGAACUCAGUGAAGGAGGGAGAAUAUAUCACAUUAGAUACUGGUCUAAUAAUAGACAAAAAGGAUUUAAUGAUGUGGUAUUUUAAUGGAUUUCGCCUUGCUUAUAUCACUGGAGGUCCAGAAAUCUGGAAAUCUCCUCAGAGAUUCAGUGACAGACUGCAGCUGGAUCACCAAACUGGAUCUCUCAACAUCACAAACAUUAAAACCACAGACUCUGGACUCUAUAAACUAGAGAUCACCAACAGCAGCAGCACCAACACUUUGUUGAGCAUCAGCUGCAGCAGAGUCAAGAGAUUUCAUGUUACAGUCAGUGGUGUUUCAGAUUCAGGUCUGCCUUCAGCUGCUGUAGUAGCUGUGCUGCUGUUGUUCUGCUGCUGGCUGCAGUUGCUCUAAUUUACCGUCAACGAAGAACCUAUGGACAAGUAACUUAAAAUGGUGAAUCAUGACUGGGAUAAGUCUAAUAAUCAGAGCUAGUUGAUGGAGGCCAGUGGGGAGGAGAGGAAUGAAAGAGGAUCGGGACAUUUCACAAGCUGAAACAGACACUCUGUUGAAUAUUGGUCUGUUCAUCAUACAAAGUGAUCAGAUUGCAUGGACUAUUUUUGGGAUACUUGAAAUGUUUGGAUGCCACUGACUGUCAGUGAUGAUGACAGAAAAUCCUCACGAGCAUAUGAAACUAGCUACAACAGUUAUGACACUGUUCUUUAAUAUUUGUAGAUGAUUCAGAAAGGUAAAUGUUCAGUGUUCAAAAGUUAUAUUUGUAAAGUAAAUGUGAAAAAAUCAAGCUUUUAAGAAAAGCCAUUUUUAUACUGUCAGAUGCUCAGGCUCUUCACAAUCUUUUUAAUUUUUCUAACAGUUUUAAUAAUUAAACUAUGUCUUAAUAUUGUAUAUAAUAUAGUAUAUAAGCAUUUUUCCACAACGGCAAAAUUGCGUUGUAAAGGAUGUUUAUUAUGUGCCAAGGACCUUAAUUUACACACCAGACUUUUUCCUUACAUUUUCUGUGUUCUUGUACGAUUUCUUUGUCAGCCAUGGAGAGAAAAAAAGUGCCACAAGGUCAAGCAGUGUUUUUGGAAAUGCUUUGUAUGUUCAUGCAAUAAGUAGAUAUAGAAAAUAGAUCAUUUGCACACAUAACAGACAUAAUUUGUUUGUUUGUUAUUAGAAAUGAUUUUUGUUAAGUGUCUCUUAGCAUUGAUAUUAAUUUUUCACAUUCUGGAAUGUGACUUGAAUGGGGGAAUAAUGAAUGCUAUGAAAAUAUUGAAUACAACAAUAGCCACCAAAGUAGAAAGAAACAACCAUAUAGUGCUGCUCACUCUCUGUUGUCAUUACUAUUCUGUGUUUUUAUUCUUUUUUUUUUUUUUUGGUCCUAAAUAAAGUGGAGUUAAUAAUGUUGA
Molecule: messenger RNA, 2062 nt
Organism: Sinocyclocheilus anshuiensis
Lineage: Eukaryota; Metazoa; Chordata; Actinopteri; Cypriniformes; Cyprinidae
Exons: 5
Coding region: 267-1067 (266 amino acids)
Source: RefSeq, a predicted model, not a curated record